UUCUCGGGCCUCGUGCCUCUCAUUGCAAAGAUACGCAACUAGCCACGGCUGAUGGAUAUGGACUAUAUUGAUACAAGCUACAGGUUAAUACGUGCAAUUCGUGAAGGAAACCUAGAAAGAGCAAGGGAGAUACUUCCUUAUUAUGGACUAUCUUAUUCACAAGUAUGGAAAGAAGGAUAUGUUUUACUUUGUGAUGCUAUUGAGAAUAGGCAUACAGAAGUUAUUAAACUACUUUUAACAUACGGUUCUAAAGUUAACAGCAACACUGGUGAAACUUAUAAUACACCACUUAAUUUUGCUGUUAAAAAUGGUGACAUAAAAAUUGUUAAGAUGCUUCUAGACAGACGUGCUAACGUUAAUGCUACAACUAGGUAUGGCACAACUCCGCUUCACAAUGCGAUUGUAAAGGAGAAAAUAGAAAUUGCUGAAUUACUUUUAAAUCAUGGAGCUGACGUUAAUGCCAGUGAUAAAUAUGGUGUUACACCACUCUGCCUUGCUGUUAAAACAAGUCAUGUAGAUGGUGUUGCUAUGUUGUUAGACAGAGGUGCUAACAUUAAUGCUAUAUCAAAUAACGAUUAUUAUGACUUUUCUAGUUGCAUCAAUUGUGAAGAAAUUGCUGAUUUUCUUAAACAGCAUAUAGUUAAGAUAAAAGCUGCAAAUUUAUCUGUAAGUGAACAAGUAUUAUCAAUGAGCAGCAAUUUUGAAAUAAGGGAUUUACAGGAUAAAUGUGAAAAAGAAGUAGCAAUCAUGAAGAAUGAGAAAAUUAGUAAUACUAACAUAUCAUUUUACGAUAUCUUGAUAAAAGAUACAAAUCUACUAGCAAUAUAUAUAAAAAAUGAAAAUGUAGUGCAGGUUUUAAGAUCAGACGAGUAUAAAACAAAAUUUCCAAUAUAUUCUAGCAUGAUAAAAAAUCAGUUUAGAAAAGGUAUGAAAAAGAAAGAGUUGCUUGAACAAGGCACUAAAAAUUUCUAUUUUUUCUGUAACUUUUUUGAGCUACCACUUGAGUGUAGUGAACAGAUAUUUAGUUACCUAAGUGAUAAUGACAUAAGAAUUUUAAUAGAUACUUGUAAGUCUGUUAGUGUCAGUAAUCUUAGUACUGAUAUUAAUGAUGUAGAAAUUACUUUAAAUUCAUCUAAAGUGCUAUGUGUGUAAGUUAAGGAAGAACAAACUAUUUUAAACAUGAAAUAACAGCUAUAAAAACUUAACACUUAUUGCUGUAUUUUAAAUACAGAUUAGUAUCUUAUUUUGAAAUUAUUUUUGUUUUAAGAUUUUAUUUUAUUCUACUUUUUUGAAAGUUGUUUUUUACGUUUACAUUCUCUUGGACGUGUUUUUUUAUGGUGGAUUCAAGGAUAACUAGACUGUUUUAUAUCUUCCAAUUUUUCAAACUUUGUGUCAGGUUUUAUAACAUUUGUAUAACGCAAAAUUUAUAUACAUUAAUCCGAUGAUACUUUUUUAUUGAACAGAGUGUGACACGUGUAAUUGCUUUUAUUAAUUUGAAAAAUACAAUUAGAUUGGAAAGCUUUGAAUUAAUCUUUGUUGUUAUCACAGAUGUAUGUAUUUUCCUUAUAUAUAUAUAUA
This is a messenger RNA of Pseudomyrmex gracilis, 1578 nucleotides long. Its product is annotated as ankyrin repeat and KH domain-containing protein 1-like. Gene Ontology annotation, molecular function: protein binding. Lineage: Eukaryota; Metazoa; Arthropoda; Insecta; Hymenoptera; Formicidae. The record is from RefSeq and is a predicted model, not a curated record. The coding region runs from base 52 to 1152 and encodes 366 amino acids. The transcript is spliced from 2 exons.